This is a messenger RNA of Schistosoma rodhaini, 4704 nucleotides long. NCBI's taxonomy places the organism in Eukaryota, Metazoa, Platyhelminthes, Trematoda, Strigeidida, Schistosomatidae. The record is from the annotation of a GenBank genome assembly.
ACUUAAGGUGCGGCUUAUUUGAAGCUAGUUCGUUGUAGGCUAGGUAGAGACGGCCUUUGACCUAGAAUUACUGAGUAAUUAUUCCAACCAAUCCAUUAAUGGAUUAGUUGGAACAUGCUUUUUAUUUGACAGUUGUAAUUACUUGGAAGAUAAUUGAACCGAGAGUUUAUGCUCACCUCAUCCAGAGUUUUACUCCAGGGGUAUUUCUUGUCAACUCGAUCUAGUUGCACACUAUAUUGUUAUUUGGGAUAUAUAUAUUUAUAACUGUUUAUCACUGCCCUGAAAAUAUCGAACUAUGUCAGCCAACAGUGUAGAACAAAGUUGUUGACUAAAUGGUGUCUUUUUUAUGCUCCUGAAGACUAUAUAGUCUUCAGGAGCAUAAAAGACAGAAAUAUAUUUCUGGAAAUGAUACAUUUUUACAAAUCCUAUGUAAUGACUUGAACGUCAUAACUCAAAUUGUUUCUGUUGCCUUGUAGUCUACGUAUAUUCGGGUUACUUUUUGGUUUCCGAAGCGUGGUCCUAAUCUGCAGGUGUCUUUUGGGUGUUACCAAACUGACCUUGAGAAACAGUAGUCAUUUAUUAGGGUCACAAUAGGGUUACGAAACAAUGUGGCGAAUUAAGAUGAGUGGUUAGGGCUUGACUCUAUCAGGUGUGAGUGUAGCCUCUUCAGUAUUCAGUUUCAAGUUCAGUGCUCGAUAAUUAUCUAUAUGUUUACUGGUCCCGGGGGUGCAUGUAACACUUGAAUUUCGUGCACACACUGGGAAGAGAAUGUUUAUAUAUGAAAUUAUGAUAGCUCGAUAAUGCCCUGUAUUGCCAUAAUAUUCGAGUAUAGCCGAAGGUAUGAAUUCUAUUUCACACCCACAUCACGGUGAUAAUGUCCAAACCUCAUUAGUAAACUUACAGAAUGCCUACAGAGAGUUUUGAGAACUUAAGAUAUUGGAGUCCAGCUUGUCUAACUUCACUGCGUCAUUAAGACAGGAAAGUGCAGUUUUACCGUCAGUGUGCUUUUAGUUGUCCGUUUUAUAUUGAUUUUGUACUUUAUUAUUCGUGUUCAUAUUUUUAUAUCACUUUUCCUGUUUAGUUUUCCCAUGAAAAUGUUCCUCUGGGUCAUUCUCUAGCGCCUUGCAUCAAGUACUCUUUAAGUUCUUAAGAAAAUAACAGAUAUCAAAAUGGUUAUUAAGUAGAUUCUUUGUACAGCACGUCUGGAUCUGAUUUACGUGUACAAUCCAAUUGAGGCAGUGGAGCUUUCUCAUACAGACCGAAUAAAAUAAUCAAUCUCGCUGUUCUGCAUGUGUAUCGUUUUAUGUAACAGCCCAAAUCGCUUAAUUUUCAUAGUUGUCAGUAUAGCGAAUGAGCAUCUUCACGUUAAUAUUUUUGUCAAAUUGCAGAUGGACUCUGUUUUCAACAAAUUAAAAACAAAAGUAUCAGGUGCCUUACCUGGCAAUCCGUUAACUCGAGAGUAUGAUAUUGAGAAGAAAAUUGGUCAAACUGGUCUAGGUUCAUUAUGGAAAUUGUAUUCAGCUAGGAAACGUUCUACUCAUCAAGAAGCCACUAUAUGGAUAAUGGAGAAAAAAUUGCUUGAGUCUUAUCCAAAGUUACAACGCGAAUCUAUGGUUGAAGUACUUAAAUACGGCGUGUCUACGUUGAUGAGGAUUAAGCAUCCAAAAAUAGUAUCAGUUCUUCAACCUCUAGAGGAAUCACGUGAAAGUCUUGCUUAUGCAACAGAACCAUUGUUUACUUCACUAAAUAGUGUAUUGGCAAGAGACUCAUCAAAGGUUGGACAGUCAGAUGAGUCUAUGGAUUUUUUUUUGUCAGAUACUGAAAUUAAGUAUGGUUUAGUGCAGCUUGCCGAGGCUUUGAAUUUUUUACACUGUGAUUGUCAUCGUUUACAUUUAAAUUUGACUCCCGAAUCAGUAGUAAUCAAUCGUUUUGGUAUCUGGAAGCUUGGUGGGUUUGAAUUUUCAAAAGUAGCGGACCAGAACGAAAAAUCAGAACAAUCUUUUGUUAAAAUACCUGUUUGGCAGUCUAAUUUAAUGCCUACUUGUCAAUUAAAUCUUAAUGCUAGUAGCCCUGAGGCGAUCCUUCAGGGUGAAGUGACUUCUGCAAGUGAUAUGUUUUCACUCGGUCUUUUAAUAUGUGCACUAUUCAAUCAUGGUAAAUCCAUUUUGGAUGUUGGAGAUGAUUAUCACGCUUACAAACGGACGGUUAAACAACUUCCAUCAUUAUUAUCCAGCAAAGGAUUAGAUUUACCAAAUAAUCUAAAAGAAUAUGUCAAAAUGAUGCUGUCAUCAGAUCCACAAAUUCGACCAGAUGCUGUACAAUUUUUAAGAACACCAUAUUUUGAAGACGCAUCAAUGUCAGUUCUACGAAGUGUGGAUAAUAUGUAUCAAUUGGAUAAUUUAUCUAGAUCACAAUUUUAUAAAUCUUUGCCAAAUUCUAUUCAUGCUUUGCCAAAACGUUUAUGUCUAUUUCGUGUUUUCCCGCAAAUCUCUGAAGAUUUUUCCAAUCCACAUAUGGUACCAUUCAUUCUACCAGCUGUUUUACAAAUUUUGGAUUUAGUUACACAAGACGAGUUUAUUCGAUAUAUGCUACCACGUCUUAUUCCUGUAAUGUCAAUGAAAGAACCUAUACAAAUUAUCUUAAUAUUUUUACAAAAUUUACACAUAUUAAGUGAAAAAUUCCCAAUCAAAGAGUUUCGUAAUUAUGUUCUACCAAUGUUACAGUUAGCUUUGGAUAUUGACAAUAAAAUGAUACAGGAAUUGUGUCUUAAAUCUUUACCAACUAUUGGGAAAGCAAUGGAUUUGACUGUAUUAAGAAAUUCUCUCAUUCCACGAAUACAACGUUUAUGUUUAUCCACAGAAUAUUUAUCUACACGUAUGAAUUGUCUUCUCUGCAUUGGAAAAUUACUAGAUCAUUUAGACAAAUGGAUUGUGAUGGACGAUAUUCUUCCAUUUCUACAACAAAUCAAAUCACGCGAACCGACUAUUUUAAUAGCUAUACUGGGUAUAUAUCGUUUAGCAUUUAGUCAUGAAAAAUUGGGCAUCAGUCGAGAAAAACUAGCUAAUAAAGUAUUGCCUUAUCUUAUCCCAUUAUCCAUUGAAAGCAGUUUAAAUUUAAAACAGUACAGCGCUUAUGCAUCAUUAAUACGAGAUAUGUGUUCAUAUUUGGAACGCGAACAAUAUGCUAAAUUAGAGCAAUUGCAUGGUGCUGCAACUGAUGAGAACAGCAUGAUAAGAAUUGGUAAUAUCGACGAAAGUGUUUGGGCGACAUCCAAUUCCUGUUCAGAUUUGAUGACUCGAAUAAUUUGCGCUUAUUUGGAUGAUGCUGAUCAAUACGUAAAACGUAGUUCUGUACCAACAAGUUUAACUGUAAAUUCAAAUAACAGUAACAAUACAUCGCCUACAUCAUCUGCAGGAACAACAUCUUCAAUUCAAGGAGUCAGUGGUUCAAUAAACAAUGAAAGUACUAAUCUAAGCUUAGAACAAAAACGUCAAUUAGCUGCUAAAAAAGAUCAAAUUGAACGUUUAUCAUCUAAUUUAACAUCAGUUCCAUCAUUACUACAACCAGCUACUGGUGUUGGACCAAUGAAGUUGACGACGACGACAAUAAAUAAACCAAAACCUGUUGAUAUAACAAAUACUUUAAUAUCAUAUAAUGUGAAUGCAAUCAAUAGCACAUCCGAUAUGAUGAAUAAAUCUACUACACAAUCAAAUCGUAUAGGUACAGGUAUACCUUUGGCUUUAAUCACACCACCAACUACUCAACACCAAUCAUAUGAAAAGAACGGUGUUUUCGAUAAUAAUAAUAAUAAUAAUAAUAACUCUCUGUAUUAUCAUUCGAAUAAUAAUGUUGAACAGUUACAAUCAACUAUUUUACCUAAAUCAAUUAUUCCACACAAUAGUAGUAAUAAUUUUAACUCAUUGAAUUCUAUACCAUUUUCUCCAACAAAUUCUAAUAUGAUGAGACCUGUUCAACAACAACAACCUAUUCCAAAUGCAAUGACAUAUCAAUUAUUUCCGACAACAUCAUCCAUUACAAUGCCAACACCAAUGUUUAAUCAAAAUGUAUCCAAUUCUAAUAAUCUAAUAAAACCAUUAUCUAAAUGUGAGAUAGAUGAUUUAUUAAGCUGACAAUGAAUUCAUUCUUUUUUUACAAACGAAUAGAACAAAAACACAAGGAAUAAUUAUUGGUCAUUCCUCUCAUAUAUGUACAUAUUAUCAUGUAACUUGAAACAUAUUCAUAGGUGUAGGUAUAUAAGCACACAUAUCUACGUUACGUCAAUACAGCUUUUUCUACUCAGCAUGUUACGUAUAGGUAGAUGAUAUGAGAAGCUUUUUUAUUACCAUCGUCUUUUCAAUUCUAUUGUGAUAUUCCUAUGACUGCCCAUGUCCUAUCUGUAUUUUUACUAAUUUGCUUACACCCAUUAUUUUUUUCUGUAUUUGGUUUGUGUAUAUGUCUGGCGUAUUAAUGUCUUUCAAAUGUUUUUUUUUGUUUUACCCCUCUUCUGUGAAAAAUAUAAUACUUGAUUUCUUCAAAUAAUUAUUUGCACAGUGUCCUAGUUUACUUAUUUUUAAAUUAUAUGUUACCUUGUUUUUCGAUUCAAAUUUGUUUUGGUCAAAUUUCUGUUAUCUUGUAGAGGUUAAUUCCUCUAUAUCUGACCGCCGCAAUAAACAGUAUCCCGUUAACUGAGUAAUUACGCAGGCC